This is a messenger RNA of Gaeumannomyces tritici R3-111a-1, 3114 nucleotides long. Its product is annotated as nuclear elongation and deformation protein 1. The transcript is spliced from 2 exons. Gene Ontology annotation, biological process: triglyceride biosynthetic process; fatty acid catabolic process. Gene Ontology annotation, cellular component: nucleus. Gene Ontology annotation, molecular function: phosphatidate phosphatase activity. Bases 368 to 2656 code for a protein of 762 amino acids. The record is from RefSeq and is a predicted model, not a curated record. NCBI's taxonomy places the organism in Eukaryota, Fungi, Ascomycota, Sordariomycetes, Magnaporthales, Magnaporthaceae.
CGAGCAAAGUGCGAGAGCACCGACCGACAAGGCAGGCACGGCUUAGCCCGUCGUUGCCUCUUGAUUGUCUCUCCAUUGAGCCCACCACCCAUCCUCGUCCAUAUUACCUGGAAUACCCCUGCCCAAUAUUGUUUGUUUUCGCUCUUCAUCUUUUCUCUCCUGGUCGCCCGCAGGACUUGGGUCCCGAUUUGUUCCAGUCGAAACACACGACGACUUCUCACAGCUCCACUUGCCUUACCUCGCUGUCCCAACCAGUCCUAGCCCCAAUUCCAGGCGCAGCACUUAAACGUCAACCCGCCCCAGUAGAGGGGGCUGGCAGUGUCUGGAGAAGCGCCCCAACAGCGACCGACUGCCCAUAGCGACAAACAUGCAGUACGUCAGGAAUCUAAGCGACUCCGUGUCGACGGCGUGGAACUCGAUCAACCCCGCGACUCUCAGCGGCGCCAUCGAUGUCAUCGUCGUCGAGCAGGAGGACGGAACCCUGCUGUGCUCGCCCUUCCACGUGCGCUUCGGCAAGUUCUCGCUGCUGCGGCCCUACGAGAAGAAGGUCGAGUUCCAGGUCAAUGGCGUCAAGCAGGACUACUCGAUGAAGCUCGGCGAGGGCGGCGAGGCCUUCUUCGUCUUCGAGACCACCGACAAUAUCCCCAAGAGCAUGCAGACCUCCCCCAUCGCCUCGCCCGCCUCGAGUCCCUCCUUCAACCCCCAGCAAUCCGCCCUCCAAGACCCCGAGGCCUUUGAGCUAGACGCCGAGUCCACGGCCAAGCCUCGCGCGGCAAGCCUAGUUAGGCCACUGCCCACCGUCCUUCCCCCCGGCGCGACCGCACGCGAAAAUGGCAUGUUGACGCCGCUUUCGACGUCCCCUCAACUAUCCACCAAGCGCCUCCAGUCCGGAGACUGGUCCAACUACGACCAAAGACACCAUAGCGAUACCGUCUUGGGCCAGCGCACGCGCAGGCAGUCCUCCAACUUGGAUGUCGACGACAUUUCCCUCGAGCCCGCCAGCCCGGCAGAACUCUCGGACCGGUCCCAGAGCCCACCGCCGCUCGGCCCUAGAGAGUCUCUCGAGCGGGCUCUUGCGCUGUCGCGGGAGCUAUCCGCCGUCAACAUCCGCACCCAGGUCACCGAGACGGGAGAUUUGAUGCUCGAAAUGAGCGGCGCAAACGAGGACGAGGCCUUCCGCGCAGAGAUUCUCGCGCGCAAGGUUCUCUCUCAAGAGCUCGCUGGCAACUAUGACGUCGGCGCGCUGAUCGGCAUGGACGAGCAGGGCAACCUAUGGAUCUACGGUAGCGAGGAGGCCAAGGAUACCGCCAUGAAGAAGACCAUGGAGGCAACGUACCGCCACACCCACCCCAACAUGUCUCUCGACGCCGUGUCCGACCCGGGCUACCAGAGUGACGACAGCUCUGGCACCGCAUCCCAGAUCCCUUUGCACAGGAGAACCGAGUCCGACGUCGGUCAGCUAGCACUGCAAACCCCGCCGUCGUCGCCGGGCUCCACCAGCAUCGGCGACCCUAACCGGAACUACGCCAAGACUCUGCGCCUGACCAGCGACCAACUCAAGGCCAUGAACCUCAAGCCGGGUGAGAACUCUCUGAGCUUCACGGUCAACCGCGCGACAUGCUCGGCCAACAUGUAUCUAUGGAAGCACGAAACACCCGUUGUCAUCUCGGACAUCGACGGCACCAUCACCAAAUCGGACGCGCUGGGUCAUGUGCUCAACAUGAUCGGCCGCGACUGGACGCACGCGGGUGUUGCGAAACUAUACAACGACAUCGCCAACAACGGCUACAACAUCAUGUACCUGACGAGUCGGUCGGUUGGCCAGGCCGACACGACGCGGGCAUACCUCCACGGCAUCGUCCAGGACGGUCUGAAGCUCCCGCGCGGUCCCACGAUCCUGUCGCCGGACCGCACCCUAGCUGCGCUUCGCCGCGAGGUGUACCUACGCAAGCCGCACAUCUUCAAGAUGGCCACGUUGCGCGACAUCCGCAGCCUCUACGGCGCGGACCACCAUGCCUUCUACGCCGGCUUUGGCAAUCGUCUGACAGACCAGAUCUCGUACCGCACCGUCGACGUGCCGCGCACGCGCAUCUUCACCAUCAACUCCAAUGCUGAAGUCUCGCUGGACCUGUUGAGUCUCAAUAAGCUCAAGCUCAGCUACCUAAGCAUGUCGGAGAUCGUGGAGCACUACUUUCCGCCCGUCAGCACACUGGUGACUGGCGGCGGCGAGGAGUUCACCGACUUCACCUUUUGGCGCGACACUCCUCUCGACCUCGACGAGUUCUCGGCCAGCGAUUCGGACGCCAGGGCUGGCGAGAACGAAGGGGAUGAUGAGGGAAGCCAGUAUGCCGAGGACGAGGACGAAGACGUCUACGAGGCUCUCGGCGACAGCUACAUCUCGAGAGGCUCGGGCGAGUACGCCGAGAUGGAGGAGAGCAUCUACUACGACGACGAGGACGCCGACGAUGAGGAGGAAGGGGCCGAGCCGGAGGAUGAGGGCGACGAGGAGGAGGGAGACAUCACCGUCGGAGACGACGGCGCCGUCCCGACAAAUGAUGCCCAGACAAUGCCGGCCCCUGCUAUGGAGCACGACACUGACGCCGAGAUGAUCACUGGUAUCAAGGACCUCCAGGUGGCUAAGGAUGCCAAGCCAUGAUGACCCUGUGCUGGCUGGUCCCCUGGUCAGCUGUCGACGAGAGAGCAAGCAUUUGCUUUCUCUUGCUCGUCUCUUCCUCGAUUCACCCCGUCAACGUUUGCCAUGACAUGUCAUCCUUCUGUUUCCCCUUCUGUAUGUUGUCCUGUUCCUGCUCUUCCGUGGGCCGAGUUCCCAGGAUGCGGAUCAGGACUCUUUACGAGCUCAACCGAGGACGAAAGAAAAAGGGAGGCGCUUUCAACGCGCUGAGCACAAGGGAGUCGGCGGGUUUUAUUGUUAUCGCAUCCCCUCUGUUGCCCUCCCGCACACCUGGCUUCAUCAUCUGUUUUUCGGGAUGGUUUUCACCAUCCCAUUGCAUAGCAAAGGAGUUUUUGGUUUGGUUACCAUGGUCAUCUGUAAAUAGAUUUCUACUAAUACAUGUAAGAUGACUAAUUUGAGGUGCUGCAUCUUUGUGCAAGGCG